Contarinia nasturtii (swede midge) is the source of this 3057-nucleotide messenger RNA. Its product is annotated as transcription factor Sox-14-like. Lineage: Eukaryota; Metazoa; Arthropoda; Insecta; Diptera; Cecidomyiidae. The transcript has 2 exons. The coding region runs from base 579 to 1331 and encodes 250 amino acids. The record is from RefSeq and is a predicted model, not a curated record. Gene Ontology annotation, molecular function: DNA-binding transcription factor activity, RNA polymerase II-specific; RNA polymerase II cis-regulatory region sequence-specific DNA binding. Gene Ontology annotation, biological process: cell differentiation; anatomical structure morphogenesis; regulation of DNA-templated transcription.
CAGUUGUUUGGGAUUUUUGUUUAGUCUGUCAUCUCUCUUACUUGGUGUUUUUCAAUAAUCGAGUCGUUUUGUCGUCGGGUGGUGCUUUAUCUAUUUCGUUAAACGCGUUCUGUGCGGUGGAUGAUAUUUUUUUGACUUUUUUUAUUGGUUCAAUUUCAACACUCUGUUUCGAGUGUAUUCAAUCAUGUGCUUAUAACAAAAUAAAGCUACAAUUUAUCGUGUUUUUAUUCGAUAGAAAGGGUGCUCUUAAGUGGUUCGUUCAACGAUCAAAAAGAUUCGAACAAAAAAUAACCGAAAAUCUUUGUGAAAUCAAAAAAAAAAACAAACAGUCGAACGCGAGACAUUUUUGGAUUAAAUGUGAUCUUAGAUGACAAUUUUGUAAAUUGUUUAGUGAUGGUGUGGUUCUGAUAAAUAUCAACUGUGAAUAAAUUUUACUUACUGGUGCAAAGGACAUUUUAAUUGAAAAUAUUAUUUUACGAAAGAAGAAAAUCCAGUUCAAAGAAAAGGAAAAUUAAAUAAAAAUUAAAAUAAAAUCAAGGAUAUCAAUUAUAUGUGUUUGUCAUCAAAAUCAAUAAAUCAUGUCGCAAAUAUUAAUGAAAAAUCAAAGUGAUCACAUAAAACGUCCAAUGAAUGCAUUUAUGGUGUGGUCACGCGGUCAAAGACGAAAGAUGGCCCAAGACAAUCCAAAAAUGCACAAUUCGGAAAUAUCGAAACGACUUGGUGCCGAAUGGAAAUUGCUUACCGAAUGCCAAAAACGUCCAUUCAUCGAUGAAGCAAAACGAUUGAGAGCGCUUCAUAUGAAAGAGCAUCCGGACUAUAAAUAUCGGCCGCGUCGAAAGCCAAAAACUCUUGUAAAAACACAAAUACCGUCAAAUCAUCAAAAGCAUCUGCAUUCUCAUCAUCAUUUGAGCAGCGGUAGCAAAGAUUCACAAUCCCAUCAACAGCAAACACAUCCACAGCAUCAGUCAACGGCUCAAGUGCAACAUUUAUCACCAAAAUAUCCAUUCACCUCAUCAUUAGAAUUAACACUUGGCAUUCCACAUCGUACAUCGACAUUUCCAUUGAGUAGCCAUUAUCAACUGCCCGCCACACCGUUGGAUACAACGCUUGCCCUCGAUUUGCAGGCACGUCUUCAACAAAUGUACGGUUCAUUGUAUCCACCAUGGCGAUAUUUCAGCGGUUGUCCAUCGGCAGCAACAGCUGCUGCGGCUGCUGCAAUGGUGCCCAGUGACAGUCAAUCAUCACUAUCGCCCGUUGGAUAUUGUGUUAAAUCAACAAAACGUAGCCCAUCACCUGUAACCGCGACAAAUUCACUUCCAAGUGUUAUAUGACCAACUCCGUUGCGCUUUAGCGCCGAACCAACUGUCUAAGUCUUAUAUCAAUCAAAUAGAUAAUUUUUUUAUCGCGCACACAUUAGCCCAAAAAAAAAUAUAUAUAUAUAUGACAAACUGCCUGUGUAUUUUAAAUCGCACAUUCAUUGUGCCAUCGAAUGCAAUUUUUUUUUCUAUCACCAAACAAGCACAACCAUUUAAGAUGUACGAUAAUAUAUUUAAAAAAACAGCACUUUCGAAUAUAUUAACAAAUCAGUCAAAAUCUGUGGUAUACGGUCGUGAAGAACAGAAGCAUUUUUAUUGAGUCACUUCACCGUUUAUCACAGCAACAUAUUAUUGAAAUUUGUGGCAAAUUCACAAUCAAAUAAUCAGUAGAUGUUUUGUGCAACUCGUGCCGAACUUCGUAAAUUGAAAUGGAUUUUGAAAUGAUUGCAUCGAAUUCCGAUCUAAUUUAAGGUGAAUACAUUAUGGAGCAUUCUUUUUUUUUAUUUCAGUGCAAACAUAUAAUAAUUUUGCACUUCUUAGUGGACAAAAGGAAUAACGAAUGACAAAUUUAGUGAAAAAUAAACGGCAAUGACAAAUCGCAACGAUAUGCAAAGCAAAUAGAAGAAGAAAAAAAAAUCUAGAAUGAAAUCGUAAAAAGUCGAUGAAUUAUGGUUUUAAUUGUUGUUGAAAAUAAUUUGUGAUAAAACGUUCAUAUCAAUUGAAAGUAAAUGAAGCGACAAACAAAAAUUAGAAAAAAACAUGAAAAUAUCUUAUAGAAAAUCCCAAAGAAUCAAAGAUAAAAAAAGAAAAUGGAAAUGAUUUGUGUUUUGCAACAAUUUUCAUCAAGUCACAUACAAACACACACACAUCACCCCCACACACACAUUUUAGGGGUAAUAUUGUAAGUUUUAGAUAUACACAUACAAGAUCAUCAACAAUCACUCAAAAAAUAAAAACACAUUCGUGGUAAAAUAAUAUGAAUUAACUUUUUUCGUUUGUAAUAAGUGGUAAAAGUUAUUGUAUUAAAACAAAACAAAACAAAAUCGAAUUAAAAUAAAUUGUAUAUGCAAAAAUACGUUGAUAUGGGCGAAACGAAAAAAAACCAUAUUGAAAGUGGGUAGCCAUUGGAGACCAUACAAAGUACUCUCAUAAACACUUCAAAAACACAUUCAGUGUGUGAACAUUUUUCGGGAUAUAAAUUUAAUUUGUACAUGAGCCAUUCAACCAAUCUAUGUUAAUUCAUUUUCUUUGGCAAUUCCCCCCUGUACAAUUCACAUACAGUUAAUUUCCAUUGUUUAUGUUAUCGGGCACAUAUCACAACAAUUGGACACCGGGGCAUUCAUCGUAAUACAAAAAGCAACACACUCUGAAAAUUAGUUCCGUCCAUUUGACUCGAUGGAUUCUGUAAUUGUUGCAUGUUAUCUCUCAUAUUCAAUUCAUUAUAUCUCUAUACUGUAAUUUUGUGAAACACUGUGUACCGAUGGAACGCAAAAUCCAGUCAUGUUUUCAUUUUAAUUUGAGAGUUUUUAAUUAGAGACCGAAUUUAUUUCAGAAUUUAAAAACACACACACACACAAUUCAAUUCUGAUAUUAUGAUCAAUGAUUAUUAUUAUAACUGGUAAUAAUUUUGGUUUUCAAUUGUGUUCAAUAUUCUGUCCGAGAAUUAUUCGAUUUUGUUUUCUUUUUUUCUUUUUCACCAUUCUUUUUCACAAUCAUCUGCAAUUUUUUGUGUGUGUUUCAC